AUGUACACAUGUCUCAUUGAAGGCUAUAAGUGUGAAAAAUCCUUCCAGAAUCUUUCCUCACGAGAUCAUCACAACGGAUAUCAUAGUGGAUGCAAAGCCAACCAGUGUAAGGAAUGUGGAGAAGGCAACAGAAACUCUCCUGUCAGAAUUCCUACCAAAAAGAAAUUCUAUGAAUGUAAUGACUGUGGCAAAGCUUUUAGUCUAUCCUCAUACCUCACAAAGCAUAUGAGAACUCACAGUGGAGAGAGGCCUUAUGAAUGUGAUGAAUGUGGUAAAGCCUUUAGUCAGUCCUCAGACCUCUUAAAGCAUAUGAGAACUCACAGUGGAGAGAGGCCUUAUGAAUGUAAUGACUGUGGUAAAGCCUUUAGUCAGUCCUCAGACCUCACAAAGCAUAUGAGAACUCACAUUGGAGAGAGGCCUUAUGAAUGUAAUGAGUGUGGUAAAUCCUUUAGUCAGUCCUCAGACCUCACAAAGCAUAUGAGAACUCACAGUGGAGAGAGUGGAGAGAGGCCUUAUGAAUGUGAUGAAUGUGGUAAAGCCUUUAAUUGGUCCUCAUACCUCACAAUGCAUAUGAGAACUCACAGUGGAGAGAGGCCUUAUGAAUGUAACGACUGUGGUAAAGCCUUUAUAAGCGGUCUCACAGUGGAGAAAGGCCUUAUGAAUGUAAUGAAUGUGGUAAAGCCUUUACUCAUAAGGGAAUUCACAGUGGAGAGAGGCCUUAUGAAUGUGAUGAAUGUGGCAGAGCCUUUACUCCUCCCUAAUGCCACAGGGCCUGAGCCUAAGAAGCCGUUGCAGCCACAGCCGUAG
This is a messenger RNA of Chrysochloris asiatica (Cape golden mole), 807 nucleotides long. RefSeq names its product zinc finger protein 717-like. The coding region runs from base 1 to 807 and encodes 268 amino acids. The transcript has 5 exons. NCBI's taxonomy places the organism in Eukaryota, Metazoa, Chordata, Mammalia, Afrosoricida, Chrysochloridae. Gene Ontology annotation, biological process: negative regulation of transcription by RNA polymerase II; regulation of cytokine production; regulation of immune system process. The record is from RefSeq and is a predicted model, not a curated record.